Molecule: messenger RNA, 594 nt
Organism: Pseudozyma flocculosa PF-1
Lineage: Eukaryota; Fungi; Basidiomycota; Ustilaginomycetes; Ustilaginales; Ustilaginaceae
Exons: 2
Coding region: 1-594 (197 amino acids)
Biological process (GO): tetrahydrobiopterin biosynthetic process
Molecular function (GO): 4-alpha-hydroxytetrahydrobiopterin dehydratase activity
Source: RefSeq, a predicted model, not a curated record
AUGAUCGCCCCUCGCAGCCUUUGCGGGUCAACAACAAGGCUCUUGCGCAACUUCUCGAUCUCGAAAGCUUGGACCUGCGGCUGCACAUUCAUACCAUCUUCAACUCUGUCGGUGGUGCGCCCUCAUUCCUCGGGCUGUCGAUCUCCGUUCCAGGCGAGGACAAUGUCGAGCACGGGAGGUCGUGUCUCUGGAUCCAAUCCACUCCCAUCCAAGUGCGAGCCAUGCUCUCGUUCGGCGGUCCCUCUCGGUGCUGAUGAGGUCGAGGGCUUGUUGCAGGCUCUAGACGGAUGGUACCUUUCCCCCCAGCCUCAGACGCUGAGGUCGGCAAAGCAACCGAAUCCAGAUGGGCUCAAGAAGUCGUUCAAGUUCAAGGACUGGAGUACGGCCCAAACGUUUGUCAAUGCGCUCGGGCAGGAGGCCGAGGCCGAGGGACAUCACCCGGCCAUCAUGGUUGAAUGGGGUCGAGUCAGCGUUUGGUGGUGGAGCCACAGCAUCAAGGGGCUGCACAAAAACGACUUCAUCAUGGCCUCCAGGACCGACAUGCUUGCCGAAAGGGCAGAUGGCUAUAAGCCGCUGAAGCCCAAGACACCUUGA